CCAUUUUUACAGCUGAUUUUCUGACAGUUUCACGUGUUCUCAACAAAGGUAUUUCUUUUGUGAGAAAAACCAGGAUUUUAAGAAGAAAUGUGCAAUAAAACCCAUAUAAAGUGAAAAUUAAAUUGUUCAAUUGCCUAAUUGUGUUAUUGUAAACGAAAAUCAAAUUAAGGUUCAUCAUGAAAUCCACAUUUAAAAAGUGCCUUGCAGAAGUUUCCCAGACGGAGAAUGGACUUCUUGGGAUUGUCCUCGAAAUCCUGACGUCCAAAAGAUUGCUAGUGGAUCAUCAGGAAAUCCUUGAGGAUUUUAUCCAAUCACCUCAAUGCAAACCAAUUGAUUCUUAUUGUUUCACCUUUAGAAAGUCAAUGGGAAUAUUUCUAGGAUCACUGGGAAUCACUGAAUUCCUGAAAAUGGUGGAAAUCCACUCAAAAUUUAUCCUUCUGCCCCCUCUAUUUGCCUCUGGCUAUUGCCUCCUAUCCUCAGUCAAAGAAUAUCGAGAUUUCAGGAACAAAGGACGAGUAUCAAAGGUCAGAAAGUUAAUACAAAAUCUCAAUGAUUUUGAUACGUCCCUCAGGAAGCAAAUAAUGUUCCUGCGGGAAAUAUCCCUGUUCAGGGGCAAAAUCAAAUGUUCAGAGGAAUGGGAAGGAAAUUUAGCUGUGAAAACUAUUCAAUCUAUCCGGAAAGUAACAUUGUUGAUUUACAAUGAGAUCAGGGAUCUGGAGGAAAAGCUAAAGAUCCCGACAAGAUAUCAGGGAAUCUACCAGCCAUUGGACAAUUUGGAAGAUUGUGAAUAUUUCCAGAAGACUGAGGAAGAAUUUCAGGGAAAGCACAUUAAGGAAUUUUUUAAUAUUUUCCUGUACAUCCAAUCGGAAUUCCUGCUCAGAAUCCCUUUUGUCGUUGCAUCGGAAGACAAUGGAUUUUCUAUGUGCGAGGGGAAUAUAUCAAAAAUCUGCCAAAUUGUUCAGAAGGAACUAAAAGAAAACUCUGAGAAUCUCGAUUACUUCCUGCAGCCAACUUCUACAGAUCUUAGCAGAUUUUCUCUGGACAAUAAUGAAGCCAAAGGUGAAAUGCAUCAAUUUUCCUGCUUGAAAUCCGCUUCAGGAGCUAUUCUAACGAAAUUUCUGGCCUUAGCGACUCAAUUGAAAAUCUUCGAUGGGAAUCUCCAAGCGGUUCAGGCUCCAGAUGAGGAUUCCCUCCGGAAGGAUUUGCAGAAAAUGAAAGAAACACUCGAAACUUUGAGUGUUACUUUCACCUGCAUCAAUUUGGAAUUUGAAAAUCUUAACUUAAUUUACAACAAAAUCCUCAAUCUUCCAUCCAGAGCUCUGGGAGAUCUCCAAAUUCCCCAGAACAGCUCCGAGGAACAAUCUGGUAAGAAGAUUGAGGAUCUAACUGUCAAUCCUGCCACAGAUGAAUUCUUUCAUUUGGACGCUUCAAAAGAACCCGAUUGGAAAAAGCCAGAGAAUGACUUUGAUCUAGCAGAUUACGAAUACGAUCGCGUUAAUCAGAAAUUAAUAAAAUCAACGUUCAAACCUGUUCUUGUGCAGCUCCGGAAACGGAUUCAUCCUCUGCACGAUGCCAUGAAGGAGCGCGAAAGACAAUUUCUGCAAAAUCGCGGAGUCCCCCUUCCGGAAGAUUCAGACGGAGGCGGAGACUAUUCCGACAGUCUCGAUGAGAAAUCCAAUUCAGAAUCCGACGAAGAAGAUUCACUUUCGCAAAAACACCGUUCAAAGCCUGGAAAGUAUGAGGAAAAUCGGGAAUUUUUGCAGGAAAAACAACAAAUUGGACUAUUUUUCUCUCUUCCGCCUCCUCAGAAUUUACUAUCCGAAGAUGUUCUCGAAUGAGAAGCUUUUCUUCUUAAUAAUUUUUUUUCAUUGAUAACAUUUACACUCUCUUUAUUGCAUCUCUAUAAUAAUAAUUUAUUUUCAUUGUUAUCUUCACGCAAAUUUAUUUUACUUCGCCCUGCCAGAAGGGCGAAUUCUUGAGUGGAAUUUUGUCAAUGUGGACAUCAUUUUUUUUUAAAUUUGAAAUUAAAAUGUAGUUCAAAUAUAUUUUUCUGCUCUCUCACUCUAUUCUAUGUGAAAUAAAAAUGUUGAAAAAAAUAA
This is a messenger RNA of Phlebotomus papatasi, 2099 nucleotides long. RefSeq lists its product as uncharacterized. The transcript is spliced from 2 exons. The record is from RefSeq and is a predicted model, not a curated record. The coding region runs from base 177 to 1838 and encodes 553 amino acids. Lineage: Eukaryota; Metazoa; Arthropoda; Insecta; Diptera; Psychodidae.